UCUUCCUCUUCCUCUUCCUUCUCCUUUUCGUCUUUCUUCAUUCAUUUUCAAUCUCCUGCUUUUACUUUUCUACCUUACCGAACUUAAUCCAUGACACGCGGCAGCAUUGUAUCGAUCUCAUCUUCCUUCCUCCAUCCAGCUUUUUUAUUCAUCUUUACUCGCUAACCUAAACACCCUCUCAACUCGUCAUUUGGCACCCUCGCUCGCUUCUACUCAUUUGAAUUUUUUUUUACUUUCUGUGUGCAAAUCGAAAUGGCGCGAUAGUGUCGAAGACGCGUAGAUACGAUCUGCGUCCUUUCGAUCCCGUGCAGCAGGUGACUUCCGUCAGUUUCCGCGCCACUUCCAUCUUUUCCUCUCGAUUCUCUUGUCUCGUUUUUCCGUUCAUGCGUUUCGUACACGUAUCUUCCUGAUUGUUGCACAAUCGUACAAUUGCCUUCAAGGAUUCUUUGACGAGCCCACCCCCUCCCCACUAGUUCUUCUCUCCUUCUCUGCUUUCCUCCUUUUCGCGAGAUCACCGUAUAUGUAUACGGACGCAUCACACGCAUAUAGACGCACACGUCCUCUCUCUCUCUCGAUCUCUUUCCCAGUCUCCCUUGUUCCGCACCCCUUCUUCUCUUUUUCAUCGUAUAUUCCCCUCCAGAUUAUACCCCACCAGCCCAAUCGACUUUGAUACUUAUAGCCGCGAAUUUCGGAAGUUUCGUUUCGAGUAAGAAAAUCGUGUUCACAGUAGAAACGAAUCGAGUUAAGGAAACUUAAAUGUGCUUUUCGCCGAGGCCGGUACAGUUAUCGUGAUUGAAAGGGAAAGCAAGGAGAAGGGAAGAAAAGAGAAGCGAGGAAGGGAAAGGAAACGAUAAAAAAGGUGGUGAAUGCUGAGAGGAAGGGAUCGAGUAAAAGUUUAAAAAGGGUGAGAGACGCACGAGGAGAGAGGAAGAAGAAAGAAGUGUACAUAGAACUUUUUAUCGAAGAAAUUAAGAAGAUUUUUUGAAGGAGAGCGGUCGAGGAAGAAAGAGCAAGAAGUAGAGAGUGCCAGACGGCAAAGAAAGAAAAAGAAAGAAAGAAGGAAAAAGGAAAGCAUUGUGUAAAAGUUGAAAAAAAAAAAGUCGAUCGAAUUUGUUAAUCGAAAGGGAAAGGAUCGAGCGUGGAAGGCGCGUAAAGGCUAAGAGACUAAGAAGAUUAGCGUAAUGUUCGUGGAACAUGCGGCCCAGUGGGCCUGGAAAGCUAUGGGUGGUACGAGAAUCGAAGUUCUUUACACGCUUCUCGUGUUCAUAGGUGUGCUGUUGGUGGCUAGAUGCUUGCAAUGGCUUAGGUACGUUCGUUCUUUACCUCCUGGCCCAUGGGGCGUACCCGUGUUUGGUUAUUUGCCAUUUCUGAAAGGCGACGUUCAUCUUCAGUACGGUGAACUCGCGAAAAAGUAUGGGCCGAUGUUCAGCGCCCGGCUGGGAACGCAACUAGUGGUUGUUCUUAGCGAUCAUCGCACGAUUCGCGACACGUUUCGUCGGGAGGAGUUCACUGGCAGACCGCACACCGAGUUCAUCAACAUCUUGGGCGGAUACGGUAUUAUCAACACCGAGGGUGAUAUGUGGAAAGAACAAAGAAAAUUUCUUCACGAUAAACUUAGAAGCUUCGGCAUGACCUAUAUAGGCGGUGGAAAGAAAAUAAUGGAAUCGAGAAUCAUGCGCGAAGUGAAAACGUUCCUUCGUGGACUGGCGUCGAAAGGGGGUAGAUCGACAGACGUUUCGGCUUCUCUUGGUAUGUCGAUUAGCAACGUGAUCUGUUCGCUCAUAAUGGGAGUGCGUUUUCAACACGGAGACUACAGAUUCAAGAGGUUCAUGGAUUUGAUCGAGGAAGGCUUCAAACUGUUUGGCAGCAUGGCUGCGGUGAAUUUUAUUCCUGUGAUGCGUUAUUUGCCCUGUCUGCAAAAAAUUCGUAACAAGAUAUCGGAAAAUCGUGCGGAAAUGGCAGACUUUUUUCAAAAAACGGUUGAUCAACAUCGAGCAACAUUCGAUGAAAGUACUGUGCGAGAUUUAGUUGACGCGUACUUGCUCGAGAUCGAAAAGGCGAAGGGAGAAGGCCGCGCUAGUUUGCUCUUUCAAGGAAAGAAUCAUGAUCGACAGAUGCAACAGAUUCUCGGAGACCUGUUCUCUGCUGGCAUGGAAACGGUUAAGACCACCUUGGAAUGGGCAAUAAUUUUGAUGCUUCAUCAUCCGGAAGCUGCAGCCGCGGUGCAAGAAGAGUUGGAUCAAGUGGUGGGAAGGUCGAGGAUGCCCGCUUUGGAGGAUUUACCUUUUCUUCCUAUUACCGAGGCGACGAUACUGGAAGUUCUUCGACGAUCGAGCGUCGUACCGUUGGGUACUACUCACGCAACUACACGAAAUGUGACGUUACACGGUUACACGAUACCGGCUGGAACGCAAGUUGUCCCGUUGUUGCACGCGAUACACAUGGAUCCAGAGCUUUGGGAGAAACCCGACGAGUUUCGACCGAGUCGGUUUCUCUCGGCCGAAGGCAAAGUCGAAAAGCCGGAAUACUUUAUGCCUUUCGGUGUUGGCCGACGUAUGUGCUUGGGUGAUGUACUGGCGCGCAUGGAAUUGUUCUUGUUCUUCAGCUCGCUGAUGCACACGUUCGAAUUGAAAUCACCGCAAGGUUCAUCGUUGCCGAGCUUGCGCGGCAACGCUGGUGUCACUGUCACACCCGAUCCUUUCAACGUUUGUUUAUUACCGAGAAAUCUGGACAUUAUCGAAGAUGCGAACAACGACACGAUCUUUGGUGGAAUUUUACGGAAUAUCGGCAGUCACUGAAAAACCUGCGAUUCCCUUUUACGCUCCAACGACAAUCCACGGAGCACGGUAGUCGUUCCUAGUGCGACCCGAUUUCAUUUUCUUCUCUUUUUUUUUUUUUUUUUUGCUUUUCCUCACCCGAUUCCAUUCGAUUUCACUCGAUUCGUGGCUGUAACCUUAUUCUUAUUAUUAUUAUUCAAUCCGAUCCAAUUAAGAAUCGCUUCUUUUUCAUUUCAUUUUAUCGCCUACAUUUUUCCACACUUUUCCUAUCGCUUUCCUUCGAUUUGCUGAUUUGCAAUAUUUAAUUUGCAAUUUGCAAUUUGCAAUUUAACGGUUGUGUACUUAUUGGACGAGCUCUCCUCGGUUCUUACACCACCUUUUAUUUAUUCGCGUUUAGUCACUAGUUAUUUAGGAAAGGUAUGUUAUACGUUAUACGUUCAAACCUGAAGAAUUUCGAGCCUGACGAGCUUAACGAGCCAUGUUGAUCCAAUGUUUGUACUAUGUAUACAAUUUACAAAGGCGUUUUGCAACAACGUUACCUUUUGUCGUUAAAAUUGUUAUCGUGACGUUGUCUCAGACGCGAUAAGAGACAAAAGACUUGUAAAUAGAGAAACGGCAGCAACACAACUGGUGUAACUGGUGUAACAGUGCUAUAGUUGAAAAUAUAAUAGUAAUAGCGAUAGUAGUAAAAGCGAUAUAGCGGUAAUAAUAUUAGUAAAUAGCGAUAAUAUGAAGCAACAACGAUAGCGCAUCGAUAGGAGAAUCAGUAACAGCUAUAACAUUGGCACGUAAUAUGUAGUAAGAAAGAGGAGAAAGAAAAAGAAAAGUAAAAGUAAAGUAAAGUAAAGUAAAGUAAAGCAAAGUAAAGGAAAAGAAAGAAAUGGAAAGGAAACAAGUGCGCGCAACAAAGUGUUCAGUGUACACACAGAUUGUCCAAGUACCUAAUAUAAUAGGUUUAGGGUGUAAAGCGUAGAGGGAAUAGUGGCGGUCGACGAGAGCGCGAGGUUGCCUUCGUCUCUGAAUUCUCUUUUUCUUUUAUCGUUUGAAAGUUCCAACGCGACUGGAUCGGAAUGGAUUAAGUCGUAGGGCUGGCCGUUGGAUGAACACGGCUAUUGACCUACACAACACGGUGAUUUUCGUGAAAGUUAGAACGAGAUUCUUGCGACACCACAGCGCAGUUAGGUAGCGUGUAGAAUUCAAGAGAGACAUCGAACAACUCGAUCCAUUGGGUGCGAGCAAAGAUUAAGGCUGUGAAUCUCGAAUUUAGGACGCGGGAUCCUCGAGGUCCCUGUGAUAUCGCGAUCGUAAAAUCAUUUCCAAAGAUUUUUUGUUGCGUGUCCGGCGAACACCGACGAAGCACCGACACAAUUUUUUACCGAUUACAAUUUACUUACAAUUAACUUUAUUCAUUAGCUUUCGCCUUAAUAAUUUUGAUGCGCCUCUUAUCUAUUGGUAGAUAACAAGUCUACAAGUCUAAUUUGAAAGAAAUCUAAUUGCGUCGAUACCUCGUCUGUAUUCACCAGUAAGAAAAUGAUUGUAUGUACAUACAUGUGGCAUGUUCGAAUCGCGGAGCACCGCAUUGUGUUCACCCGCCGACCGCGAAUCUGUGUUAUUUAAUCUGUUGUUCUCUUUUCUAACGAUCAUUAAAUGUAUCUACAUAUGUAUAUUGCUUUUUAUCCGGCAAUUUUAUUUUUACCUACCCCUCUACUAAUAGAAUGCCCGUAUCUACUAAUAGAAUAGAGUAUCUACUUGGUACUUGGCGUGAAAUUCGAGUUAAUUACCCCGUGAAAGUAAACGAAUAACGGGUACAUACCGAGUACUCGGCACUCGGGGCGCUUGCUUACCCAUCGUUCGUUAAUCUUAAGCAAACGAAAGAACAGCGUAUAGCCUACAAAGCAUUGAUUCGAAAAGUUGAUAGAAACGAAGGAAAAGGAUGAAGAACGAGGAAAAACGAUGAAAAACGAGGAAAAACACGGAA
Osmia bicornis bicornis is the source of this 4755-nucleotide messenger RNA. RefSeq names its product cytochrome P450 18a1 (gene Cyp18a1). The transcript has 5 exons. Bases 1182 to 2798 code for a protein of 538 amino acids. Gene Ontology annotation, cellular component: intracellular membrane-bounded organelle; cytoplasm. The record is from RefSeq and is a predicted model, not a curated record. Gene Ontology annotation, biological process: xenobiotic metabolic process. Gene Ontology annotation, molecular function: heme binding; oxidoreductase activity, acting on paired donors, with incorporation or reduction of molecular oxygen, reduced flavin or flavoprotein as one donor, and incorporation of one atom of oxygen; iron ion binding. NCBI's taxonomy places the organism in Eukaryota, Metazoa, Arthropoda, Insecta, Hymenoptera, Megachilidae.